Messenger RNA from Mauremys mutica (yellowpond turtle), 1575 nucleotides. RefSeq names its product integral membrane protein 2B (gene ITM2B). The record is from RefSeq and is a predicted model, not a curated record. Bases 157 to 942 code for a protein of 261 amino acids. The transcript is spliced from 6 exons. Gene Ontology annotation, cellular component: Golgi apparatus; plasma membrane; extracellular exosome. Gene Ontology annotation, biological process: negative regulation of amyloid precursor protein biosynthetic process. Gene Ontology annotation, molecular function: amyloid-beta binding. Lineage: Eukaryota; Metazoa; Chordata; Testudines; Geoemydidae.
UCCGGCAGUGCCCCGCACCUCAGCGCUCUGACCGGACUGCGAGCGGAGCUGAGCGUAGCAGCCCCGAGCCUUGAACCCCUUUAACCCGCCGCCGCCCAGGCUCGCUCUCCCCUCCCCCCCGGUCUUGUCCCUCCAGCAGCUGGGGCCGCCGCCGCCAUGGUGAAAGUGUCGUUUAACUCCGCCUUGGCGCAGAAGGAGGCAGCCAAGAAGGACGAGGAGAACAGCCAGGUGCUCAUCCUGGGCCCGGACCCCAAGGACCCUGAAGCUGUGGUGCCUGUUGGACAGAGGAGAGCUUGGUGUUGGUGUAUGUGCUUUGGAGUGGCUUUUAUGCUUGCUGGUGUGAUACUUGGUGGUGCCUAUCUGUACAAAUAUUUUGCAUUCCAGCAAGGUGGUGUGUAUUUCUGUGGAAUAAAAUAUAUUGAAGAUGACUUAACUCUGACUGAGCCUGAUGCACGUGCUCCAGCAGCUCGCUACCAGACAAUUGAGCAAAACAUUCAGAUCCUUGAGGAGGAUGAUGUUGAAUUCAUCAGUGUGCCUGUCCCAGAAUUUGCUGACAGUGAUCCAGCAGACAUUGUUCAUGAUUUCCACCGGAGACUCACAGCCUACCUUGACCUUAGCUUGGAUAAGUGCUAUGUGAUUCCUCUGAACACUUCAGUUGUUAUGCCGCCAAAAAAUUUCUUGGAGUUGCUGAUCAACAUAAAGGCUGGAACAUACUUGCCUCAGUCCUAUCUGAUUCAUGAACAGAUGAUUGUUACUGAUCGCAUUGAAAAUGUGGAUCAGUUGGGGUUCUUUAUUUAUCGUCUGUGCCGUGGCAAGGAAACCUAUAAACUACAGCGCAAAGAAACCAUGAAAGGAAUUCAAAAGCGUGAAGCCACCAAUUGCCGAAAGAUUCGACACUUUGAGAAUAGGUUUGCUAUAGAAACGCUCAUUUGUGAACAGUAAUGGAGAAUAUUACUGUAACAGAAGACUGAAAGAUUACAGUAUGAUCCCACUUUGUAUUGUGUGCAGUGAUUAUUUUUUAAAAUCUUCUUUGACGUAAGUAGUGGACAGGGCUUUAUUGCUGAACAUCUUAAACUUUUCAUCUCAUGAUAAAUUUUAAAUAUGUUUUAGGGUUUUUUCUUAUUUUCAAGUGUGAUGCCCUUUUUAUAUUUGAAUAGCAAUUGUAUAAUGUCUUAGUUACUAGUGCAUUUCAUGUGAUGAAUCUUGAAUACUACGAGGAAGAUAAAGUCUCUGAAAUAUCUGCCAGUUUUAAUUAAGUAAAAUUGAAAAGAAUUAUUAAUCUGGAGAAAAAUAUGUACAAACGGACUGAAAGAACUAUUUCUAACUGUAAUAUUCUAAGCUAGAUAAACAUAUAUUUGAAUUUCCCCUCACUAAAAUGUGCAAUUUGUUUUUUUAAAAUAUUGUCAUAUUUACCUUUUUCAAAUUGAUUUCUGACUUGAUGUUUUAAUAUGGCAAAUGUCUGCUGUAACUAUCUUUAGAAAAUGUAAGGAAAUUAAGCAGUAACUUGUUACUAACUUUUAUAUAAUCCAUGUAUGUGCAAUGGAAAAUAAAUCUUACAAACCUGUUUGUCUAAAA